AUGACACAAUCCGCAAUACUAACACCCAGAAAUGAUUCGGUGGAUCAGAUAAAUGAGUUGUUGAUCAAUAGAUUUCCAGGAAAAGAGUACGUGUAUAUGAGCAUUGAUAAAACAGUCAACCCAGCUGAUCAAGGCCUAUAUGUUGAUUUCAUACAUUCAAUAUGUCCUCCUGGAAUGCCAACUCACAGACUUGUGCUGAAAGAGAAUUGCCUGGUGAUGAUGUUACGAAAUUUGAAUCCUUCCAAGGGAUUAUGCAAUGGAAUGCGACUAAUAUGCCGGAAAUUGCAUAAACAAGUUAUAAUGGCAGAAAUAGUUGUUGGAGAGCAUCAAGGCGAUAUUGUAUUUAUACCUUGUAUCUCACUACAGCUAACUAAUGCUAAACUUUACCCUGUGCAAUUCACCGGGUGUCAAUUUCCAAUAUGGCUAUGUUUUGCAAUGACGAUUAACAAGGCUCAAGGACAGACGUUGGAUAUUGUGGGUGUUAAUUUACCAGAAUCGGUGUUUUCGCACGGACAGCUAUAUGUUGCUCUUUCCCGUGCCAGAGCAGCAUCAAAAAUAAAAGUUAUACUAAAUGGUUCUUAUGAUGGAAACAGAAUUACAACAUCAACUACAAAUAUAGUUUACCAUGAGAUACUAAAUGAGGCGCACUCAAAUUCAAUACAAGGGGACUUGUAG
Molecule: messenger RNA, 675 nt
Organism: Rhododendron vialii
Lineage: Eukaryota; Viridiplantae; Streptophyta; Magnoliopsida; Ericales; Ericaceae
Exons: 1
Coding region: 1-675 (224 amino acids)
Source: RefSeq, a predicted model, not a curated record